CGCUGCUGGCAGAGUCACGUGACCCCGGCGGGGUGCACGCGUCACGCCGCGACCCUAGCAACCGAGUGCGUCCUUUGGACCCAACAUAGCAACGCAGCAGGUCGACGCAAAGGUGGCAGGUGUGCCGAACGAGCGCGUCCAGCUGGCGAAUCGCACCCCUGUCCGUCCGCCGUGUUCUUUUUUGGUGCCAGUCGGCGCGCUAGGUGUUCCCAGGUGCGGACGUGCGCAGCAUGACCUGCAGAAGGCAUGAGCGGCAAGAGGAAACCCGUGCUUGAGGCGCGCUCCGUCGAGGACGACUCGCUGACCGAGGUCGAAGACUGCAGCUCGCCGGACAGCUGCGGCUCGGGGCCAACCUAUGGGCCCCGGCGGCCGGGCUUCAAGUUGCACGCGCACCAGAAGAGCGUGAAAAAGUCCACCGAGCAGCAGCAGCAACUGCAGCAACCACGGCCCCAGCAGCUAAAGAGAGAUCCACUACCGAUGAAACUGCGAGCUCUUCCUCACUCGUUCUGGAUUCAGCCGAACAAACCUGCGAACGUCUCGCCAGGAUCCGUGUACCCGGUGCUUCCGCCGCUAACGCGCGAGCCUGAUUCAUCUGAUCAGCGGCCUGAGAUGUCCAUUGUGACUCCCGCCAACACCGAUCUGCUCUUUAGCCUCUUCAAGGGCGUUGAGCAAGAGCUCGCCUCGAUACCUCCCUUGGUGCGCAGAGGGCGACAGAAGAAGACUCCGUCCACCCUGAUGGCCAGGGUUAUGAAGGACGAUGACCCCUGCCUGGGCAGUGCGAACGACCACGCUGCCCUGCCGCUGCUCAGGCAACCCACCUUUUACGAAAAGAUUCCACUGCAUAGUCAAGUGGUUACAAUACCGACUAGGGAGUGCGAGAAAACAAUGCUGCCGUCGUUGGACAGCAGCUACUCACAGCUUCUUUCAGAACUAGUGAUCCGACUGUGACCUGAGUGAGUGACACUGACUGAAAACGAAAGCAGAGACACUCCUGCGUUGAUUUAUUAAACAACAAAUAAAAUGUUCCUUAGUCAGUAAACCCCGUCCAACGAACAAAAGUAAUAUUUUGUAAUUAUUAGUCUAUAGAUAUUCACUAGUCAAAGGUUUCUCACUCUUAAUAAUAGUUUGAAAGCCGCUUGAUAAUAAAAUAUGCUGUUCUUUAGUUCGUGUAAUUUCUCAUUAAUUCUGAGUUUUCUGGUCAGUUUUAAGAGAUUUGUGAGUGUUUUUGUGUUCAAUUUUAAGAGAAAACCCAAUAGAAAAGUGAGCAGUAUAUACAUGUGAUGGAGACAAAAUAAUAAUGUGUACAGUUUAUUUUUAUCCAAACCAAAAUCCCCAGCAAUGGAAGGAUAUAUUGUCGAUUAUAAAUUUUGUUAACUUCGGCGCACAAAGUAGCAGUACGAAUGCCUUAUUUAUCGAAUAUUUUAAAGAGUAUAAAAACUAGGGACCAAAAAUUAGACAAAUUCUCUUUACAACCAGCACUCAAGAAAAUUUCCGUCCCACUUGACGCAGCAAGCAGUCUUUUUGUGUCAAUUGCUCAGUAAAUCUUUGGAAUAAUUGUAAAAUGGUCGCGCGACCCCGGUGGAAGGUGACGAGUGCGUGUCUUUGUCCUGAUUCCUAAAAGGGUCGUCGCGUCGAUGGGGUCAUCUACGUGAAGCAGUUUGAUUCACGCGUCAGAUCGAGCCCUGCUGGCCGUCCGAAGCUCCGCACCGAGUGGAUCAAGUGCCACUGCGAAAUGUGCGGAGCGUCCACACACACACACACACCAUUGCAUUAAAGUAGCUCUCUCUCAUUCAAUUUGUGCAUCAACGUGUACUGCAUGCUGCUGCGCAAUAAAUCUGGAGGAAAACCAGAACGAGAAUAUGUCUCUCGAA
Molecule: messenger RNA, 1871 nt
Organism: Cloeon dipterum
Lineage: Eukaryota; Metazoa; Arthropoda; Insecta; Ephemeroptera; Baetidae
Exons: 3
Coding region: 247-948 (233 amino acids)
Source: RefSeq, a predicted model, not a curated record